This is a messenger RNA of Oppiella nova, 836 nucleotides long. Lineage: Eukaryota; Metazoa; Arthropoda; Arachnida; Sarcoptiformes; Oppiidae. The record is from the annotation of a GenBank genome assembly.
AAAUUGAAUGUGUUCAUAUACUAUAAAAUGUAAUAACCUUAUGUUUUUGAUUCACAUUUGAGAAAAGUAUUUGCAACCGUUAACUAGAGUUUGAAAAUAUCUCUAAAAAUAUUUUUAAUUUACAAUUAAAAUAAUUGUUCCAGUAUAACUAAAAUGCCGAUCGAUAUAUACUCGUUCAAUUUAAGCCAGUUUUGUCGGUCUGUACUCAUGACUGCUAAACACCUCAACAUUGAUUUGAAUGUAAUCGAGGUUAACCCUGGUCCUGAACAAUGGUCGCCCGAGUUUCUUAAGGUGAACCCUAACCACAACCUCCCGACAAUCAAUGAUAACGGCUUUGUAUUAGUGGAAAGCCGUGCUAUAAUGCAAUACCUGUGCAAUCAAUACGCUCCCAACAGCUCCCUAUAUCCUAAGGAGCCUAAAGCCAGGGCACAGGUAGAUCGUUGGCUGUCCUUUGACGUGACAUUGAAUGGAUCAAUAGCUAAUGCAGUGAUGCGGAAACCGUUCACUGGUGUCGACCCACUGCCUGAGCGAGUGAUUGCAUUCAAAAACAAUAUGAAACUAUUGGAUGAGUCCAUUGGUGACAACCACUACCUGACCGGCAACGAGCACCUGACCAUCGCUGACCUGGCGGUGCUCUCAACGACUGCCAUAUUUCUGAAUUUGGGCACAGAUUUGAGUGAAUACCCCAACUUCAAGAGAUGGCUGACCACCCUUUCCCAGGAGUUACCCUAUUUUGCGGACAUAAAUCUGAAAAAUUUCUCGCCCGAGAAACUGCAGGAAUGGGCUAAAAGUAGUCAGAAGUAUAUCAAUAGAAAGUUAAAUAGUUGGUAAAUAAC